Molecule: messenger RNA, 2774 nt
Organism: Strongylocentrotus purpuratus (purple sea urchin)
Lineage: Eukaryota; Metazoa; Echinodermata; Echinoidea; Camarodonta; Strongylocentrotidae
Gene: gclm
Product: glutamate--cysteine ligase regulatory subunit
Exons: 5
Coding region: 97-915 (272 amino acids)
Biological process (GO): glutathione biosynthetic process
Cellular component (GO): glutamate-cysteine ligase complex
Molecular function (GO): enzyme regulator activity; glutamate-cysteine ligase catalytic subunit binding
Source: RefSeq, a predicted model, not a curated record
GUCUGUCUAUUAUUUAAAUGUAGCUCAAUGCUUGAUCUUGAGACCGCCCCAUAGACAACAUUGACCACGGGUGAAAGCCAGAGAAAAGUGAACAAAAUGUCGGGUCAAACCAUCCCUAAUGCUUCUACUAUUAUACUUAGCAGUGGAAAUAUUCUAAACUGGAACAGUUUGAAGAGAAAGGUCCCAAAGUCUUCGACAGAAGAGAUCAAGUUCUGUUUGAAACAAACGCUGAAGUGCUGUCUAGACCAAACCUGCGAUCAACCGUGUGAUUCGAGCUGUCUCCAGCAGGACGUGAUCACACUGACUCAUCCCCAGAACAGAUCGUCUCAACAGAAGGCCGCAAGGGAGGAAAUCAAGGUUACAGUCAAGCUUAUGAUAACAAAGACUGAUGAAGAGGAGAUUACAGAAGCACUAGACAUGGUUCUUAAAGAGCUUGAAAUCGAUAAGAUAGACGUCCUGCUACUCGCUCUCUCCAAGACCCCCAAUGUGAUAGAAGAUAGCGUAUCCUUUGAGCAUCUGAAACCCCUAUGGUGGGAGUUAGAACGUGAGGUCAACAAAGGCAGGAUUGGCACUCUGGGUAUAUGUGAUGCCGAUAAGACUAUGCUUGAGAAGCUACACCAGUGGGCAAGGGUGAAGCCUAUCAUCGACCAGUUGAAUCAAGACACUUGCUGCGUGAUUCCCCCCGACCUCAAUGAAUACGCCAAAGCUAACAAGAUCCAACUAUUGACACACAAUGACAAGAGUGACGUGCUUCCACCGGAGGACUUCCAGGCGGUCCUGGGCGAGUUCUUCCCAGGCGCAGACUCUGAGCAGUGGUACCCAGCAUGGACCUUGCGCUUCACCGUUCUCAUCCGAUGCAGGGGGGUCAUCACCACCAAAGGCUACAUCCUCAAGGCGCUCAAGGAUCGGGACUGACCGAACACCUUCAAGUCGGCCAAGACACAUCAGGGGGGCGUUUCACAACACUUGGAAUCAGUGACAAAUGACAGUUGUUGUUAAUCCUUGCUUCUGAUUGGUUAUCAACAGAUUUGUCACUCAUUUUUGUCAUUUGUCAUUGAUGAAAUGCUUUGUGAAACACCCUCCUGAACUCUUUAUGAAAAAUGGACCAAUUUGUUGUGGUUGAGAUGGCCCUGCUUGUGCAUGGAGAAAAGGUUCUCAGAAUGAUUUCCAGAUUCAGAGGGAGAGAAGGAGCGGAUUUGUGAAGUACUGUCUUUCGACAACCAUUUUUUUUAUUUGUUAAGAAAAACCUGGUCCCCUAUCCCUUACUAUGGAAAGGAGGAAAUAAAAUAUGUAUAUAUAAUAACUCUUUUAUAUUUCAAUUUAUUUUUUGCUAGAUUUAAUCUCUUUCAUGUGAAGAAAAAAGAAGCCCAAAUUUACUCCAUAUAUUUCUAAAACGUAUGAAUAAUAAUCAGGGCUCUAACUUUGAUGUUUGGGGGCCUGGGGUCGACAUUUUUCGGGACACGCUUGAACUGUACCCCUACCAACUUUCUGAAAGGGUGGGGUGUAUGUGUAUUUUGUGUACAGGAACCCUGUAUUAAAGUGCCAACCCAUUUGAUAAUAACAGAGUUUUAGAUUGGUGAAAUUUAGUUUAUAUUUAACUUGAUUGUAUUCAAAAUGGACUUAGAGGAAAUGUUGUGGACAAUUAUAUAGAAAUUCAUGGCCAAGUCACUUUCUCGUAACAAAGUUACUACAUUGAUAUUGGCUUAAAAAUAGAAUAUAUAUAUACCGGUAUAUCACAUUGUGAUCACUUACCAGCUUACUGGCUCAGCUUUGAUGAACUAUAAAAGGGGCAAAAAUUAAUAAAAUUAAUAUUGGCUUUAAAAAAUAUAUAUAUACCAAGGGAUAGUGUAAUCACUUACUAGCUCAGCUUUGGUAAACUGCAAAAGGGGCAAAAUUUCAUGGGAAAUUUGUUUCUAGUGAUACACCUUUGCAUAACUUCUCAGCAUGAUGAUGUCCAUGUUUAUUGGAGAUGUCAUGCUAAUAGAUACCUCUUUAGUGGGAAGCCCUUGAUAAUCUGUUGCUUUACCUAAUUUGAAGAAAGAAACUAAAUUGAAAAAAGUUUACAAAUAUAUAGUCGAGCAGUCUGUCUGAUUUAACAAGUUAGCCUACAGCAUCUUAUUUGAGAACGUGAUACAUGUAUAUAUAUUAAAAACUGUAUUGUUGUGUGUUUUUAUGAAAAGACUAGAUACACAAACCUGAGAAUUGUUCUGUAAAUGAUAUUUGAUGCACACCACAAUUUAAGUAUUAUGAGAUAUCUUCCUCAAGGCUAAAGUAUUUUAUAGGGAAAUCAAACAUAUUUUGGAUCGCUUGUUACUCCACUCAAUAACAGGUGCAUGUAUAUGUACAAUAAAACAUAAAUUCUAUUCAUAACUAUAAAUAGGUCACUUGACAUACAUGUAGUUAGUGCAGCUGAUAUUAAUGUUGUGUGCCUGGCAGAAUUUGUAUGAAAAUGUCAAUUAAUUAGUUUUCUACUGAAAAAAAUUAAAAAAUAGAAAAUGAUGCAGAAAUGUGUCCCUCUGUAUUAGAGUUAUCAGUGUUGACAAUUUACACAUUGUAGGAAUUGAAAUAUGAAUGAAGAUUUAGUCAAAUAUACAUAAAAUUGUUUAAAAUGUGCAAUUUAUAGAAAUAAACAUUGAUCCGUGGUGCAUCUGUUCGCACCGUCCUGCGGGUAUUAAUCAAAAUAAUGUAGUAUUCAUUAAGGUGAUUUCGACUUAUAUAUCUAUGGACUAUUAUGGUAGAAUUCCAGUGAAAAUAUAGUCACCCUUAAUUGAAAA